AUGGAAGCUAGACGAGAAAAGGUGUAUGUUGCACUUGGGAAUGAGGUACAAGAUGGAUUUAAGACCUUGGAGUGGACAUUGAGGAGGUGGAAAUCUCAGUCUAUCUCCAUAGUCAUUCUCCAUGUAACCUACAGCAUUUCAGGGAAGGAUUAUGUUUACACCCCAUUUGGGAAGCUUCCUGCAGCUUCUGUAAGUGAUGAGAAAUUGAAAAUUCUCAGGAGGUAUGAACAAGAGAAGAUUGACAAAAUCCUUUCCAAGUAUAUAGCGUUCUGUGGCAAGGUUAAAACUGAAAUACUUAAAGUGGAGAAAUAUGAUGAAUCCAGUCAUAAACUCAUCCUAGACUUGAUUUCGGGACUUCACAUAACGAAAUUGGUUAUCGGAUUUGCAUUCAUCAAAUCAUCAUCUUGGAGACCGAAGACCGCAAUCAGUGUGGCAUUUUACAUCCACGAGCACAAGGCCGAGUCCUGUGAGCUAUUCAUAAUUUGUGGGGGAAAAGAGGUAUUUCUAAGAGGAGAAAAUGAUCAAAGAAUUAUGGAGGACGAUAAAGGAGUAAUGGUUGCAAAAACGAAAGACAAGGUCAGCUUCAAAUUUUUGACCGAAACGAUGUUCAUUGAAAAUCGUCACAGCUCAUUUGCUUCACCAACAAAAAAGGACUCAAUCAAUUUGCAAAAUUUGUGGGAAAAUUUUGUUCAAGAAAUUGAAGUCUACUACCAGCAGUUGUGUUCAGAUUUGGAUGCAGAAGAUUAUGAGCAGGGAAAUGGUACAGGUACUUCUCAGCUGCCUAGUCCAACAGAGCCCAUAAUGAUGCAAAUUAAUGGGAACCCUAAUAUGAGCCGUCCAGAAAAAUACGAGUCUCUUCGAAGAAAAAUAAGCGAAACUCGGGCGAGGAUACGACUGAAGAAGAAAGAAGCCAAGGAAAAUGCUAAUAGGCAUGCAAAAGCGGAACGGGCCAUUUGUUUAUGCGAGCGCCGGGCUCAAGAGUUAGGCGUUCAUAUUAAAGAAGAGGGUGACAACAGAAGAGAGUUGAAAAAAGACUUAGACACAGAAAAAGAACGACUCCAUGCAGAAGUUAAGGACAUCAAAGAAAGCAGGAACAAGAUAAGGUCACUCAUAGAGCUUCAAUCUGAGCUUUCACACAAGAUCCACAUUUGCAAAAUGGCGACGUCACAAGCGGAGGUCCAGCUGGAGAAUGAAGUGAUGAAACGUGCAGACAUGGUCAGAAAUAUUGAAGUACUCCGACGAGAAAGAGAUGUUUUUCGACGAAGGAUUGAAUUUUGUAGACAAAAGGAUGCCACAGAAACGGCAGAAGGGUUGAGUGAAUUGAGCUGCUGUCUCAGAGAGUACACAGAUGAGGAGAUCAAACUGGCCACCGACAAUUUUUCAGAGCGUUUUAGAUUGAAAUCAGGAAGUGAUUUGACCAGUGUUUAUAAAGGGCGUAUCAAUCAUGUCACACUAGCUAUCAAAGUUCUUAACUCAGCUAAUGGACUGUCCCAAGAAGAUUUUCAGGCUAAGGUGAAGCUCAUCAGCGACAUUAGACAUCCUCAUCUGCUUGCUAUGAUGGGCUACUGCUCCCAGCCAAACUGUACUGUCUUCGAAUACAUGCACAAUGGUAGCUUGCGGGACAUCUUAGUUUCCUCCCAUGAAAUAAAGAACCUCGCCCGGGACCUUCAGUGGCACGACCGCAUCCGCAUUGCGGCAGAGAUUUGCUCCGCAGUAUGCUACCUCCACAUGGCUCGGCCGAAACCCAUUGUUCAUGGUCACCUCAGCCCAUCCAACAUACUCCUCGACCGCAAUCUCGUGGUCAAGGUCAGUGGUUUAGGGCUCAACCAAUCCUUGUACGACGAAGGCCACAUUGUAUGGGACAUAAGGGCUUUUGGGAUUUUGAUUCUCAAUCUCCUAACUGGAAGGAACUGGGUUGAUGAGGAUAUGCUAAGGGACAAGGAAGGAUUAGUUCAAGUUUUAGAUGAGAAGGCUGGACAGUGGCCAUUGGAUUUGGCAGAGGAGCUUUUCAGUUUGGUGUUAAGGUGUUUAACCAUUACCAAUGGACCCAAUAGGGAUUUAACGAUGGUGAGAAUAAUGGAGGAGCUUGGUGAAAUCAGAAAAAGGGCCGAUGGUUUAGUAGCAAGAGGAGGAUUUGGCUUGAAUAUUAAGGGAAUUGUGCAUGGAGAGGUCACCAAUGAUGUCCCAAGUGUUUUCAUAUGCCCCAUAUUUCAGGAGGUAAUGAAGGAUCCACAUAUAGCGGCUGAUGGAUUUUCGUACGAGCAAGAAGCCAUUGGAAAAUGGUUGCGACUGGGGCACGAUACAUCGCCGAUGACAAAUUUGAAGUUUGAAAACAAGAUUUUAAUCCCUAAUCAUACCCUACGCUCUCUCACUCAAGAUUGGCAUUACAAAAGAUCAAUUCCAUAUCCAUAAUUGUGUUUUUAUUUUAGAAAUCCCAACGGACACGAUAUCUUUGUUGUCUUCAUUGUGCCUAUGUAGUUUGGGUCUCAGAUAAUGGU
Messenger RNA from Pyrus x bretschneideri (Chinese white pear), 2498 nucleotides. RefSeq names its product putative U-box domain-containing protein 50. Gene Ontology annotation, molecular function: protein kinase activity; ATP binding; ubiquitin-protein transferase activity. NCBI's taxonomy places the organism in Eukaryota, Viridiplantae, Streptophyta, Magnoliopsida, Rosales, Rosaceae. The transcript has 8 exons. Gene Ontology annotation, biological process: protein ubiquitination; protein phosphorylation. The coding region runs from base 1 to 2412 and encodes 803 amino acids. The record is from RefSeq and is a predicted model, not a curated record.